UCGGCGUGGCUCGAGCCUCAAGGUCGGUUGGUGUCCUGCAGACCUGCCCGAGAGCCUCCCUGACGCACUCCUACCUAUAAAUACCGACGCCGGCCCAGGCAGAAGCACUCUUGUCACAGCACACAGCGCAACAUGAGGUUCCUGAUCGUCGCCGCCCUUGCUUCCGUGGCUGUUGCCGCCCCCCAGAACUACUUCUACUCGGCCCCCAUCGGCUGGCCCUAUGCCCUGACCCGCACCGUCGCUGCUGCCCCCCUGGUCUCCGUUCCCGUCGCUCUGUCCCACACCAAGUACCACGCCCAGGAUGUUUUGGGACAGGCCAGCUUUGGACACAGCGAGGCCCUGCAGAACCGCGCCGAGGUUCGUGACGCUCUUGGAAACGUGCGCGGAUCUUACAGCUACGUCGACCCUAACGGCAAGGUGAACAUUGUCGAGUACACCGCUGGACACGGUGGAUUCCGCGUCCUCGGCGCCAACAACCUGCCCGAGGCCCCCGUCGCCCCUGAGGCUCCCGUCGCCCCCGCUCUGGUUGCCCCCGAACCCGUUCAGGACACCGCUGAGGUUGUUGCUGCCCGCGCCGAGUUCGCCCGCCUGUACAAGGAGGCCGCCGAGGCCGCCGCCGCCGACAAGGUUCCCGAGGUUCCCGCUGAGAAGGUUGAGUCCUCCCGCCGCCGUCGUUCCGUCUUCAUCAGCACCCCCUACGUCGCCGCCCCCGUCUUGGCCAAGACCUCCAUCAAGUACAACACCUACGAGCCCGUCGAUGCCCUCACCCCCGCCGCCACCCGCAAGAUCGAGCUCACCGAGAAGGAGCAGGAGGUUCUGACCCACGUGGCCGCCCCCUUCGCUUACACCGCCUACGCCGCCGCCCCCGUCGCUUUCGCCGCCCCCGUGGCCGUUGCCGCUGCCCCCGCCGAGGCUGCCCCUGCUGAGGCCGCCCCCGAAGCCGUCGCCGUCGAGGCCAAGAGCGCCGAGGUCAAGACCGAGGAGGCCAAGCCCGUCGCCACCCCCCUCGUCUACAGCUACGGCCUCACCGGCUACGGCUUCGCCGGAUACCCUUUCUACCACUUGUAAAUCUUGCCCAACGCGCCGCACAUCGUUACGCAGCGGCCAACGGCCGCCUGGAAAACACGUCCGCGGCGGCCCUUGGCUCUGCGUAUCGGUCGGAGAAAUGAGAAAUUGUGACUUGUCAUUUUUGUAAUGCGCCCAUACCUGAUCUAAACAAAUAAAUCCUACUGCCUUUCAAAUAUUUAAA
Molecule: messenger RNA, 1249 nt
Organism: Neocloeon triangulifer
Lineage: Eukaryota; Metazoa; Arthropoda; Insecta; Ephemeroptera; Baetidae
Product: cuticle protein 18.6-like
Exons: 4
Coding region: 133-1068 (311 amino acids)
Cellular component (GO): chitin-based extracellular matrix
Molecular function (GO): structural constituent of chitin-based larval cuticle
Source: RefSeq, a predicted model, not a curated record